AGGGCUAAACUAGCUUCAAUCACAAUUUCUAGUCUAAGAAGCGAUAGGAUGCCACAAAAAGUUGAGCAUCUAGCAGUCUAGUGAAUAUCCAAAAUGGCGACGAUAUUCCGAACUACAUUUUCAAGGUUUCGCAUUUCAAGAGCUGUUUUGCGACCUUUAUCGACAUCUACUAGUCGUUUUACUGCAAAUGAACUUGUUGAAGACAAAGAAACACACACUGGACAGAAAUGGGAGAAAGAAGAUUACAGGAUGGCUAGAUACGUGGACAAAUCUAAAACUGUGAAUACUAGACAUGCUGCAGACCUCAUACUAGAGGUGCCCCCUAUAGCCUCUCAGAGUCGUGUUGUAUCUUGUGAUGGUGGUGGUGGGCCAUUGGGACACCCUAAGGUGUACAUCAACCUUGACCAAGAAGGCAAUCACUCAUGUACAUAUUGUGGACUUAGAUUCUACAAGGAAGAUCACCAUUGACAAAACAAGGACUUAAAAACAAUAGGAAAAAAUAAACAAUAAAUAUGCCAUUUAGUAAUGAAGUUUGCAUAUAAACUAUCAUACGGCCUUGCUUGGAUAAAUAAGUAAAUUGUUUAACAUAUCCUAACUCUUUUUCAACUCGGCUUCAUAAAAGUAAGAUCAGUAAUAGCUCUAGCUUCAGUUUUUAUAGACAUUUGACCAAAAUUAUAAGAAUACAAGAAUAACAAUAAUUCAAGAAAUUAGAAGAUCAAUACAUUUACAAUAAAAUGGAAAGAGUCAGCCUUUUGAAAAAAUUGUUAAACACAGGGUUUAAUUACCAUAGCCUAGACUAUUAAAACACAGAAAGCAUUUGAUCUAUUAGCUCUGUUUGUGCAUUAAUUAUUUAUUAUAUAUCGAGGUCAAGAAAAUCAAUCAAUAAUUCUGUACUUUGAAAAGGUGCAUUUUACAGUUGUUAAGCACUUAAGUUAAUUAUUUAAUGAGGAUAUGCUACUAUGAACAUUUUAUGUUUAUGUUAAAGGUGUCAACAAGUGUUAUCAUAUAGAAGUUUUACCUUAUAUGGUCAAAAUAGAGUCACCUGACUUAUCCUUAGAAUAUUUUUAAAGAUACUGUUGUUUGAUGGGAUAUAUGAGACCACUUUGUAUUGCCAAUAUUUUAGAAUAUUACAAGAAUUGUACUAGAGUUGCACAAUUUUUGUCUUAUGGGUUGUUAUCGUGUGCAUAUUGUAAAUAAACAACAAAGGUAAUAUGUUGAUUAUAAUAA
This is a messenger RNA of Owenia fusiformis, 1227 nucleotides long. NCBI's taxonomy places the organism in Eukaryota, Metazoa, Annelida, Polychaeta, Sabellida, Oweniidae. The record is from the annotation of a GenBank genome assembly.